AUGAACAUAAAAGAACUAAAUCAGUUUAUGCUAGAUUAUGAACUCAAACCAACUUAAAAACUAUUUAAAUACCUCAUAAUCAUUGGAAUUUCAUCUAUGAAAACUAAAACUUAAGACAUCUCAAUUGAAACUAUAAAACUAAUUGCAAGUUAUUAUUCAAAUUUUCAUUAUUUUUAGGCUCUUGCAAAUAGCAAAAACUAAGAGAUGGAAUGGCAGAACUCAAAGAAAAGGUCAUCAACAUAUAAUAAUCUUUGUCUCCAUAGAAAGGAAACUUCAAUUUUAAUCAACCUAAAACUGUUUUGAAUUCUAAGCAUCAAUUAAUGAAUUCGCAAUUCUCACCAAUUCUUAAGAAUAAAGAAGAUUUAUAAAUUAAAUCUAAAAAAGCAUAAAUAUAGCAAGACCUUGAAUCCAAUAUGAAAUCGUUAAAUUUCAAUAAAAAAGAGAAUAAUCAACUAUCCAAUUAAUUUUAAUAGAAAAAUAAACCCUACCAAUAACCGUCAUUGUCAAACAAUUAUUUUACUUAAAAAAAAGUUAGUCUUGAUCAGAUUGCAAAUAAUUUUCUGAGUUCUCCUUUAGUAAAAAAUCCUGUGUCGGCCAGAAAUAUUGCAUAAAAAGAAAGCGAACUAAAAUGUAAUAAUGCAUUUACUAUUUUAAUAGAUUUCUUUUAGAACUCAUGGAAACUAAUUUGA
Paramecium octaurelia is the source of this 689-nucleotide messenger RNA. The record is from the annotation of a GenBank genome assembly. Lineage: Eukaryota; Ciliophora; Oligohymenophorea; Peniculida; Parameciidae.